GCCGUUAAUAUUUGUCGGAGCAGGGCUCUGACAGCUGGCUGCCCUCUGGGUUUAUGUAAACACAACAUUAAACUUAAUUAAAAAAUAAAAAUAUGGAAAAAAUGUCGUUUGCACAAAAAUUUAAUAAAUUAAAACGUAAUAAGAAUUUUAAAUAUGGUAUACCAUUUUUAAUACUUAUGGUUGGCGGAUCCUUUGGUCUGCAAGAAUUCAGUCGCAUCAGAUAUCAGUUUUCUAAACAACAAACCGUAACGCCUGAUGAAAUGGAAGAACUUGGUAUUCCUAUGAAAAAACCUGAAGAGGUCACCAUAGAUAAGAUUUAUGAAAAAGUGAAAACUUUAAAUUUAGAUGACUGGGAAAAUAAAAGAGGACCCAGGCCAUGGGAGGAAAAUUUCAAUACCAACAAGUAGUAAUCAGUCAUAUAAGUUUAUUAUAGUUUUAUUUUAGUUAAACUUAAUGUUAACGUUAUGAAAAAAUGAUAACUUUAUAUUGUAAAUAAAUUUAUUUAGAUAAAAGAAA
This is a messenger RNA of Lucilia sericata (common green bottle fly), 516 nucleotides long. RefSeq names its product cytochrome c oxidase assembly protein COX16 homolog, mitochondrial (gene l(3)neo43). The transcript is spliced from 2 exons. Bases 93 to 407 code for a protein of 104 amino acids. Lineage: Eukaryota; Metazoa; Arthropoda; Insecta; Diptera; Calliphoridae. The record is from RefSeq and is a predicted model, not a curated record. Gene Ontology annotation, biological process: mitochondrial respiratory chain complex IV assembly. Gene Ontology annotation, cellular component: mitochondrial inner membrane.